Miscanthus lutarioriparius is the source of this 432-nucleotide messenger RNA. The record is from the annotation of a GenBank genome assembly. Lineage: Eukaryota; Viridiplantae; Streptophyta; Magnoliopsida; Poales; Poaceae.
AUGGCCGCCCCGCUACGGCGGGGCCUCCCCUCCCUUGGCCGCGCACUUCUCACGCCGGCGCCGGCGCGGAUGCUCUCCGCGGAGGCCUCCGAUGCCCUCGUUGAGAUCAAGCCCGGGGAGAUCGGGAUGGUCUCCGGCAUCCCUGAGGAGCACCUCCGCCGUAAGGUUUUAAUUUAUUCACCAGCUAGGACUGCAUCCCAGCAAGGUUCAGGCAAAGUCGGGAGGUGGAAAAUUAACUUUUUGUCAACCCAAAAGUGGGAGAACCCGUUGAUGGGAUGGACAUCUACUGGGGACCCAUAUGCUAAUGUCGGUGAAGCAGGACUUACGUUCGACAGUGCGGAGUCAGCAAAGGCGUUUGCUGAAAAACAUGGAUGGAAUUAUGUGGUUCGGAAACGCCAUACACCUCUUCUGAAGUGCAAUGCCAAGUCAUAG